This is a messenger RNA of Dromiciops gliroides (monito del monte), 1293 nucleotides long. It is a transcript of the gene LIPT1, whose product is annotated as lipoyltransferase 1. Gene Ontology annotation, cellular component: cytoplasm; mitochondrion. The transcript has 2 exons. Bases 125 to 1243 code for a protein of 372 amino acids. The record is from RefSeq and is a predicted model, not a curated record. NCBI's taxonomy places the organism in Eukaryota, Metazoa, Chordata, Mammalia, Microbiotheria, Microbiotheriidae. Gene Ontology annotation, biological process: protein lipoylation. Gene Ontology annotation, molecular function: lipoyltransferase activity.
CUGAGCGCGCGUGCGCGUGCACGUUCAGGAGUAGACUUCUGGGGUCUGCAAUUUCACCGCUACUCUGCUGCCCCCGCUAGAGGAGCCAACGCCGUAGCGAGGAGCCGCCGCCGGAAGUAGCAGCAUGUUGAUCCCAUUCUCUAUGAAGAAUUGCCUCCAAUUAAUUUAUACCCUCAAGGUCCCAAGAGCUGGCUUCAAAAACAGAGCAAAAGGUGGGCUCAUUUUACAAUCCACCUCUAACAAUAUUUACCAAAAUCUGGCUGUGGAAGACUGGAUCCAUGACCAUAUGAACUUAGAAGGCAAGCCGGUUCUUUUCCUUUGGAGAAAUUCCCCUACUGUUGUAAUUGGCAGGCAUCAGAAUCCCUGGCAGGAAUGUAACCUAAAUCUAAUGCAAGAAAAGGGCAUAAGAUUGGCUCGGAGAAGGAGUGGAGGAGGAACAGUGUACCACGAUAUGGGUAAUAUCAACUUGACUUUCUUCACAACUAAGACGAAGUAUAAUAGGAUGGAAAAUCUGAAACUGGUUAUUAGAGCGCUGAAUGCUGUCCAACCACAGCUGGAUGUGCAAGCUACUGACAGACUUGACCUCCUACUAGAAGGACAAUUUAAAAUCUCAGGAACAGCGUCUAAGAUUGGACGGACUGCUGCUUAUCACCACUGCACGUUAUUGUGUAGUACAGAUUGGAUUUCUUUAUCUUCUGUGCUGAAGAGUCCUUACCAGGGGAUUAAGAGUAAUGCUACUCCCAGCGUACCUUCUUUGGUGAAAAAUCUUUUGGAAAAUGAUGAUACUUUAACUUGUGAGGUAUUGAUGGAAUCUAUUGCAGCAGAGUAUGCUGCUUAUCAUCAAAUUGAUAGCAACAUUAUCCUAAUAAAUCCAAGAGAUGAGACAAUGUUCCCAGGGAUAAAGAGAAAAGCAGAAGAACUACAAACUUGGGAAUGGAUAUAUGGCAAAACACCCAAAUUUAGUGUAAAUGCUUCUCUUAAUUUAAGUGAACAAUCACAUUCUGAAAUUAAAAUAUAUGUAGAUGUAAAAAAUGGAAGAAUUGAAGACUGCAAAAUUGAUUCACCUAAUCACUGGUUACCCCCCAAAAUGCUUGACAAACUAAGCACAAGCUUUAUUGGCAACAAAUUUUGCCAGAGUGAAGCCACAGUUUUAAUAAAUGCAUUACUUAGAACAUGUCCAAAAGACCACGAAGUAUAUAGCAAAUGGUAUCUUCUUUGUGAAAAAGUUAAGACAAUAAUGUAAUUCAGGGUGAUCAUUAUUCUUUGUAAUGAUGACAACUUUAGAACAGUAAA